AUGGCAAACAGCGACAUUACACCUAAUAACCCUCCUUAUCCAGCUUUUAGAGCUACAAAUAAAGAAAGUUUUGCUUAUGAUACAACUGUUCGUCGAUGGCCGAUUAUUAUUGACAGCGCUAUUGUUGACAUUCAGAAAACCAUUGAUGAGGUCGAGAAAUCUGAUGAAAAAAAAGCCAAAGAGGGUACUCUAAUUAUACAAGCACUUGAAGAUCUCAAAAAAGAGUUAGCAGCUGAUGCUCCUUUAAGGCCUAUAAAGGAUAAUCAUUCCGAUACUGACAAAUGGAACACACACCUUCAAACUUGGUUUUCCAAUUGCACCUGGUUCAAUGGUACGUGGCUUUUCAAUGAAUGUUAUAUCUAUCGUCGUAUAUAUGAGAUCUUCAACCUAUCUACCCAUUGGCAAAAGUAUGAUUGUUUCGAGCGUCAAAAGAUCAACACUUUCCGUGGCAGUCAUGCAGCUGUAUUCGACUUGGCUACCAAAAUGCCAGGCCUUAUUGAUCCUGCCAAUGCUUCCAGUUUAGAAAAGCUUGAAUUGAUCUAUCAUGAAUUGAUCCAGGUUUGCUUAUGGGGAAACGCGACUGAUUUAAGUUUAUUGACUAAUAUGUCAAAAGAGGACAUUCAGCGACUGCAGGCAGUUGAGAAGGAUCGAUUAGCGGAGAGACGACAAUAUAUUUUAGCAGACGAUACGCAGAAAGUAUGGGAAGCUCUUAAAAGAAAACCUUCAGGUGUUAACAGAGUGGAUUUUGUAUUGGACAAUGCAGGCUUUGAGGUUUUCGUGGAUAUGAUUUUCGCCGAUUGGCUGCUUCAAGUCGGACUGGCCGACAAAAUUGUUUUCCACUGUAAGGAAAUGCCUUGGUUCGUGUCUGAUGUCAUGCCAAAAGAUAUGCCUUUGAUGUUCCAAUGUUGCUUAGACGAAGAUUUCUUUGCCGAAGAGAACAAGACCGAAGCUGAUCGUCGAGCUUUAAUGAUCAUGGUUAAACGUUGGCAGCAAUAUGUACAGGAUGGUGUUUUGGAAUGCCGCUCCCAUGAUUUUUGGACAUAUGGUUUGUCUUAUUGGUACAUGAAGUCUGAAGCCCCUGAUUUGUUUGAAGAUAUGAAGAAGGCCAAGUUAGUGUUAUAUAAAGGAGAUUUGAAUUAUCGUAAAUUGGUGUUUGAUUGCGAUUUUCCAGUGACAACACCUUUCAAGGAAGCGAUAGGUCCUGCUAUGGCAAAUGAUUUUACUCAUAUUGUUACUUUGCGUACUAACAAAGCUGAUCCUGUCGUUGGGCUGACAGAUGAGACGAAGAGGGAUAUUGAAAGUAGAGCAACGCGUCAAGAAUGGCGCUUCAGCGGAAAAUAUGCCGUUGUUGAAUUCAACUAG
Mycotypha africana is the source of this 1362-nucleotide messenger RNA. RefSeq names its product DUF89 domain-containing protein. Gene Ontology annotation, cellular component: nucleus; cytoplasm. Lineage: Eukaryota; Fungi; Mucoromycota; Mucoromycetes; Mucorales; Mycotyphaceae. The coding region runs from base 1 to 1362 and encodes 453 amino acids. Gene Ontology annotation, biological process: DNA damage response. The transcript is spliced from 2 exons. The record is from RefSeq and is a predicted model, not a curated record. Gene Ontology annotation, molecular function: phosphatase activity.